AUUAUUAUUAGUUCUGGUAUGAAUGAUGAUUGAAGUGGUAGUAGCAGUGAAAAACAAAAGCAAUCCAAUCCCAAACCCAUUUGCUCUUAAGAUUCUUCACAUAGAGAAGUCACAUGUUCCUUCUUCUUCUUCCUUCAUCAUCCCCAAACACACACAAACUAAAAAAAAGGCAAAACCCUAGAUCCAAGAUCAGACCUAAUCUAAUCGAAACUCAUAGCUGAAAAAUGAAGAGAGAUCAUCACCAAUUCCAAGGUCGAUUGUCCAACCACGGGACUUCUUCUUCAUCAUCAUCAAUCUCUAAAGAUAAGAUGAUGAUGGUGAAAAAAGAAGAAGACGGUGGAGGUAACAUGGACGACGAGCUUCUCGCUGUUUUAGGUUACAAAGUUAGGUCAUCGGAGAUGGCGGAGGUUGCUUUGAAACUCGAACAAUUAGAGACGAUGAUGAGUAAUGUUCAAGAAGAUGGUUUAUCUCAUCUCGCGACGGAUACUGUUCAUUAUAAUCCGUCGGAGCUUUAUUCUUGGCUUGAUAAUAUGCUCUCUGAGCUUAAUCCUCCUCCUCUUCCGGCGAGUUCUAACGGUUUAGAUCCGGUUCUUCCUUCGCCGGAGAUUUGUGGUUUUCCGGCUUCGGAUUAUGACCUUAAAGUCAUUCCCGGAAACGCGAUUUAUCAGUUUCCGGCGAUUGAUUCUUCGUCUUCGUCGAAUAAUCAGAACAAGCGUUUGAAAUCAUGCUCGAGUCCUGAUUCUAUGGUUACAUCGACUUCGACGGGUACGCAGAUUGGUGGAGUCAUAGGAACGACGGUGACGACAACCACCACGACAACGACGGCGGCGGGUGAGUCAACUCGUUCUGUUAUCCUGGUUGACUCGCAAGAGAACGGUGUUCGUUUAGUCCACGCGCUUAUGGCUUGUGCAGAAGCAAUCCAGCAGAACAAUUUGACUCUAGCGGAAGCUCUUGUGAAGCAAAUCGGAUGCUUAGCUGUGUCUCAAGCCGGAGCUAUGAGAAAAGUGGCUACUUACUUCGCCGAAGCUUUAGCGCGGCGGAUCUACCGUCUCUCUCCGCCGCAGAAUCAGAUCGAUCAUUGUCUCUCCGAUACUCUUCAGAUGCACUUUUACGAGACUUGUCCUUAUCUUAAAUUCGCUCACUUCACGGCGAACCAAGCGAUUCUCGAAGCUUUUGAAGGUAAGAAGAGAGUACACGUCAUUGAUUUCUCGAUGAACCAAGGUCUUCAAUGGCCUGCACUUAUGCAAGCUCUUGCGCUUCGAGAAGGAGGUCCUCCAACUUUCCGGUUAACCGGAAUUGGUCCACCGGCGCCGGAUAAUUCUGAUCAUCUUCAUGAAGUUGGUUGUAAAUUAGCUCAGCUUGCGGAGGCGAUUCACGUAGAAUUCGAAUACCGUGGAUUCGUUGCUAACAGCUUAGCCGAUCUCGAUGCUUCGAUGCUUGAGCUUAGACCGAGCGAUACGGAAGCUGUUGCGGUGAACUCUGUUUUUGAGCUACAUAAGCUCUUAGGUCGUCCCGGUGGGAUAGAGAAAGUUCUCGGCGUUGUGAAACAGAUUAAACCGGUGAUUUUCACGGUGGUUGAGCAAGAAUCGAACCAUAACGGACCGGUUUUCUUAGACCGGUUUACUGAAUCGUUACAUUAUUAUUCGACUCUGUUUGAUUCGUUGGAAGGAGUUCCGAAUAGUCAAGACAAAGUCAUGUCUGAAGUUUACUUAGGGAAACAGAUUUGUAAUCUGGUGGCUUGUGAAGGUCCUGACAGAGUCGAGAGACACGAAACGUUGAGUCAAUGGGGAAACCGGUUUGGUUCGUCCGGUUUAGCGCCGGCACAUCUUGGGUCUAACGCGUUUAAGCAAGCGAGUAUGCUUUUGUCUGUGUUUAAUAGUGGCCAAGGUUAUCGUGUGGAGGAGAGUAAUGGAUGUUUGAUGUUGGGUUGGCACACUCGUCCACUCAUUACCACCUCCGCUUGGAAACUCUCGACGGCGGCGUACUGAGUUUGACUCGAAGCAUACGACGGUGGUGGAGUCGAGUCGAGUGAAUUUGAGAUUGAGAUCAGUGGACCGGUGAUGACAUAUGUUCGGACCAAGACCUAAACCGAACUGAAUCGAACCGUUUUGCCUUUUGUUUAUUUUAUUUAUUUUCGUUCACUUGUUUAAAAUUCUUAUAUAUAUCGUUUUGGUAGGUCAUUUUUAAUUUAUGCCUUUUUGGGAUCAAUUUUUAAUAGGCUGAGUUUGUAUUUAUUAAUAAAUUAUCUUUAUGAAUUUUAAACUAAAACUAUGUUUUAAUCUCAUUUAAAAAAAAAUUAAUAUCAAGUUUUAUUAAUCUCAA
Messenger RNA from Arabidopsis thaliana (thale cress), 2322 nucleotides. It is a transcript of the gene RGA1, whose product is annotated as GRAS family transcription factor family protein. Bases 225 to 1988 code for a protein of 587 amino acids. The transcript has a single exon. The record is from RefSeq and is marked reviewed. Lineage: Eukaryota; Viridiplantae; Streptophyta; Magnoliopsida; Brassicales; Brassicaceae. Gene Ontology annotation, biological process: gibberellic acid mediated signaling pathway. Gene Ontology annotation, cellular component: nucleus.